CCAUAUCCGUGCUCACAGUGUGGGAAAAGUUUUAAUCAACAGGGUACUCUCAAAAUCCACCAGCGCAUUCACACUGGAGAGAAACCGUAUCAGUGCUCACAGUGUGGGAGGAGUUUUAAUCAACAUAUUGAUCUCAAAACUCACCAGCGCAUUCACACUGGAGUGAAACCGUAUCAGUGCUCACAGUGUGAAAAGAGUUUUACUCAACAGACUCAUCUCAAAAAACACCAGCGCAUUCACACUGGAGAGAAACCAUAUCAGUGCUUACAGUGUGGGAAGAGUUUUAAUACAGAGAGUAUUCUCAAGACCCACCAGCGCAUUCACACUGGAGAGAAACCAUAUCAGUGCUUAGAGUGUGGGAAGAGUUUUAAUACACAGAGUACUCUGAAAACACACCAGCGCAUUCACACUGGAGAGAAAUCGUAUUGCUGCUCACAUUGUGGGAAGUAUUUUAAUCGACAGAGUAAUCUCAAAAUACACCAGCGCAUCCACACUGGGGAGAAACCAUAUCAGUGCUCACAGUGUGGGAACAGUUUUAAUCGACAGAGUAAUCUUAGAAGCCACCAGCGCAUUCACACUGGAGAGAAACCGUAUUAUUGCUCACAGUGUGGGAAAUAUUUAGCUCAUUCAUCAACCCUUAAGAAACACAAGUGUGACAUCACAACGUACCAAAUAAACUAACGGUUUAAUUAUU
Trichomycterus rosablanca is the source of this 694-nucleotide messenger RNA. RefSeq names its product gastrula zinc finger protein XlCGF49.1-like. The record is from RefSeq and is a predicted model, not a curated record. The transcript has a single exon. Gene Ontology annotation, biological process: regulation of transcription by RNA polymerase II. NCBI's taxonomy places the organism in Eukaryota, Metazoa, Chordata, Actinopteri, Siluriformes, Trichomycteridae. The annotation marks the transcript as partial. Gene Ontology annotation, molecular function: DNA-binding transcription factor activity, RNA polymerase II-specific; RNA polymerase II cis-regulatory region sequence-specific DNA binding.